AUGACACAUGCAUUUCUUCAAUCUGAGUUGACCAGUUUGAUAUCGGACUCGAAAAGGAAAUACAACGAUGUCCGCGCGGCUGCCGAACGAGCCCUCGGGGACAUCAAAGCCAUAUCUGUGACGUCUGAGACUCAGCUGGCCGGCGACCUGUGCCGCAAACCUCAAUUCGUUGAUCCUUUUAUUCUGGCCUGUAAAUCCAAGAAUGCCAGACUGGUUACUACUGGGACUGCGUGCCUACACCGGCUGACAGCGAGCAGAGCUGUCCCCCGGACAAGGCUUCCUGACGUGCUUGAUGCUUUCCAAGAUGCGAUAGGGGCAGGAUAUGAGCCGCAGCUCAAAGUUCUGCAAACUCUGCCUUCACUGCUACAACUCUACGUUGACGACAUUCGUGGCGAGAUCCUUGCGCGGAUUCUGGAGCUAUGUGCGGUCCUUCAAUCCAGUAAGACCGCUGUGGUGAGCAACACGGCUGCGGCAACUUUUCAACAGCUAGUCUCCACGGUAUUUGAGAAUGGCGAAAGGAAGGACAGGACGAGGACUUCAGGUGAAAGUGAGACUCCGACCCCAACAGACCGUUAUCAACGAGGCGAAUUCUCCGUCGACGCAGUCGCCCUGUUCGAAGACUUCUGUCUGUUGCUUGAUCAGCAAAAGCCCCGGUUCCUGAGAAUCGAGAACCUGCCCUCUGCCUUUCUGUUGGAAACCCUACACACCAUACUAGCAAGCCAUGAUUCGCUUCUCAGGUCUGAGAAAGAACCCGAGACAAAAUGGUCGGAACGUCUCCUCCAUGGCUUGUCACGUAGCUUGGUCAGGAAGGAUAAUUUCGGCAUCACAGUCCGGGCGCUAUCAAUCCUGCUAUUGAUCUUUCGAACCCAUGGCGAAGGUCUACAGCAUGAAGUGGCAGAGGUCGUCCCUCUUCUCGUCGGCGCACUGGAGAAAGAUGGGAAUCCACCGUGGAGACGGAGUCUCUACUUGGAGUUCUUUCGCAGCCUCUUUUCGGACUUCAAUGUCUUGCGAGAAACCUUUGCCAUCUUCGACAGUGGCGAAGAGCCGGUUAAGCUUGUUGGUCAGGUCAUGUCUGCAUUAGUUCGGAUUGGGGCAGAAGAUCCCUCCCUGAUCGGCCUCGGACGCCAGUCAACUGUCCCCAUCCAGCGGACAAACGACCCCAGGAGCGACGAAGCAGCGUCAAUCGAGGCUCAGGGCCUUGGUGGUGCCAUCACAGCGGUAGCCUCCAACGAUUCAAACACUACUGGUCUCGGCGCCGAAUGGAGUCUGAUAGCUGUUCCUCUCAUGGAGCAACCCGACAAGAGCGUGGCUCCAGCAAUACCUAGCACUUAUAUCUACACUCUGGUGUUAGAUUGUGUCUCCUCAUUUUGUGAUGGUUUGUCCAAGUUCGUCAUGCCCUUGAGCGUUCCGAGUCGAGCUUCUCAACGGGAGAACUCGGAAAUGGGCCGCAGAGAUAGUUCUGCCACAGAUCGAACCGACGAUGAACCUAGCCGCAAGCCAACAAGGCCGUCGUCCUCAUCUCACAAGUACCAGCGGCUAAUAAAUCCAUUGACAUUGGCAAAUCACCGACUAUCAGCUCAGAUUCGAACGUCCGCUGAUAUGAUCGAAGCCUGUUGGCCAGCAGCGCUUGCAACGUGUUCAACCUUUCUCAACUCUGCAAUGGACGCGGAAUUCUAUCACGCCUUGAUCCGAUCGGUGCAGAAGUUAGCCCAAGUCUCGGGUGUUCUCGAGCUGUCCACACCCAGAGACGCCUUGUUGACGACGUUGGCUAAGGCUUCUAGCCCCGCGAAUGCCAGCAGUAUCAUAGCAAGCUAUCAGACUGCGAAGAACAGUCGAUUCGGGGGUGCUGAGCACAGCGAUGUCAGCAACGGAUUGAAGUCCCCAACCGAUCCUCCUCCCACUCCGACAUUUCAAGGCAACAGCUCUCCCUUGAAUGUAAGGCACCUACUCUGCCUUCGGGCGUUGUUGAAUCUGGGGAUUGCACUCGGGCCAACUCUGAAGAGAGACGCUUGGUUUAUUCUGAUCGAAACCAUGCAGACGGUCGAGGCGUUGAUUGCAAUGCCAACAACAAGCGCUGCAACCUCGCAGUCUGGGAGUCCAAGGAUUGGUGCUUCAGGCAAUGACGGACACGCUACUCUUGCGACGGAAAUUGCUGCUGUACAGGCAGCGACGAAGAGAAUGUUGGAGAGCACAAGGAGUUUUGGUGCGGACUCGUUCACCGAGAUCGUGCAAGCCCUACUCCGUCUACUGGGGCAGAAUGUGGAGGUCGUCAACUCAAAGUCUGCGGAGCAGCCCAUCGCCUCGCCUACUACACCCGGAAGACUGGGUGCUCGGCCGGGACACCAGACGUCCCGGAGCGUGUCUGGAUUAUGGACAAAGUCGAAGACGCUUGAACUGGAGGUCGGAUUUGUCCUCAGCAAACUCAGUGACCUGUCCCGUAUCAAUUUAUACAGGUUCGCGUCAUCUACGGAGCAGGCCUGCUCGUGGAUAUUGAUUGGAGAUCGUCUACUGCGCCUGUCUCGGGAUACUAUGAUUGCAGCAAAUUACAGAAUACAGGCAGCCAGCAUUCUAGACUUGAUCUCCAUGGAAACCGUGAAGCUGCUCGACGACUCGCGUUUCGAAGCUGCCGAGGCAGACGCCAUCAGGUUGCAGUGCUUGAGGUCCUUAUUGCAGCAGUUGGACUCGUUCCAGGACACUCAAGGCGGGAAACAUGAUGAGGUUGAGCUGGAGAUCCACAAGCGGCUUCUCGACGCCUUAGAGAGUAUGCUCAGCCAUAGCGGAGAAUCGCUGAGCAAUUGUUGGCCUAUCGCCUUGGAAAUCCUGUCCGUUACAUCUUCGAAAAGAGGAAAGAAUAAACCAGAGCUGGGCAAUGCCACGAUCGAGCAGGCUGAGAAGGACGCGCAGACAGCCCAGAUCUUGCGCGUUGCUUUCAGGUCUAUACAGCUGAUUGCAUCUGAUUUCCUCGAUGUGCUUGAUUCGACAACGCUGGCGAACCUUGCCCACCUACUCCGUCAAUUUGGCUCUCAGCAAUAUGACCUGAAUGUGGCACUUACCAGUACAACCGUGCUGUGGAGUCUCGCGUCGCAUGUCUUGACUAAAAUCGACCGCAUAGACGUCGAAACCAUGCCAAAUCUGAAUGAUGAAGAUGAGGAACUUCUAUCUCAGACUGUCCUCCGCUCGGGCGGCAUCUGGAGCAACAUCCUGCUUGAGCUGGUGGGAUUGUGCAAAGACGAGCGUGCAGACGUACGCAAUGCAGCGAUCAGGGUGCUGUUGAAAAUGCUUGAUGCUUCGAGCGAACAUCUCAGCUCAAGCACGUGGGCUAUCAGCCUGAGACUCGGGCCGUUCGAAACAAUUCGGUAUUGCAUCCGGCAAUAUGCUGCUAACAAGACAGAUCAGGAGCCAUGGAUGGCGUCAGCGGCCCAAUUGACAGACGGAUGCACUCAGCUUCUUUGUCACAAUCUCAACGUCAUCGCUCAACAUGAUGGCUUCAAGGAUACGUGGCUGCGUAUCAUGGACGUUUUGAAAAGCAUACUAAAUACCAACUCUGUUUCCGCAUCUUCCCUGGCCUUUUCAAAUCUAUCAAAGCUUCUUUCAGCGUUAGCAGACCUUCCAAAUUCCAGCGAAGAGCUAGUCCAGCCUGCUGUGCAGCUAUGGGCAACCUAUCAGCCCGGCGACAUACGCCAUGAAUACCCAUCGGAUGGUCGACCGGGUGACGAGCCAUCGAAUCAGCAAGCUUUUAGUUCGCAUGCACACGUUCUUGUUGAAGCCUACAAAACCAGCUCAGUGGCGAUCUCAAAGUUUCUGCAGGGACAAACUUCGACCUUGAUGGACUCGAUUGAGCGAGGAGUCAUGCUGUGCACGCAUCCCCCGUACACGAGCGACGUGAAGACACUGGCCCCCGAGCAAAAGGAAGCCUCUGAUUGUCUGGCAAUCUUGAAGAUUCUGCUGCAGGACGACGUGUCGAAGUAUGCGGAAUUCUUGCUAAGGCUGGUUACAUUGACACUGAACAUUCGGAACGGGAAAGUCGUUGUUCAGCAAAAGAAAUCGGCUCUGUCCAAGUCGAUACAACAACCAUCGUUCAUUGCCUUCACAGCUGCAUGCCUGGACAAGUUUCGAGAUCUUAUACUGGAAUGUGCCGACGAUGACAACUUCAUCCAAACCGUGGCUGUGCAAAAUGCAUGUCCUGUUCUUUCCGCCGUGGUUAGCACAAAGUACACGAGAAUGCCAACGAACAACGAGAUGCCCCUGUGGCGAAAGGCGACCGUCAUCGCAGCCGUUAUGCUUGAAGCAUUGCAGAAGCACGUCAGGCGCGGUUCGUCAAAGGAUUUAUCCCAGCUGGAGAGCUUGGCGGCCCCAAUCAUCUCCAUAGCCGUGAGUAUCCUUCAACCUGGCGAUCUGUCCAACCCCCCGGGCCCCGAGCACAAAGAAGCCACAAUCCUCGAAGACGAGACCUUCGACAUUGAACACUUCGAACUGUUGCACAAGGCCAUCGUGCCCAUCUUCCAAAAUGUCGAGGCCAUCAAAGGAGACGCCUGCAAGCAAUACGCCAUCGCGCUAUUCAAGGUAUCCCUGCUCACCAAACCCUGGUUCUACGACCUGCCCGACGACGUGGCCAGUGAACCCCUGAAAGAUCUGAUGCGCGUGCGCCCCGGCAGCGUCCACCGACCUGUAUUUGCCGUGCGGAGACAAAUCUGCCACGCCGCAUUAAGAGCCUUAUUCGACCUUGUCGAGCGACCACAGCACGCGACGGCCGGUGAAGACGAAAGGGAAAAAACACCCACGCCUCAUCCAGGCCCAAUGUCCCAACACAAGCUCGCAUCCGCCGCUGCGCCUUACCUGAUCUUGCGCGUGGUCCAUCCUCUCAAGACCUUCCUUGCAGACCAGCGGCUACGGAGCCUCACGCCACCACCAAUGGCCCAACAGGUCGAACUACAAGUCAUUCUGUCCAAGUUUGUCGAUCUGCGGAGCAAUGGACACGCGAUGGCGGACAUGAUGAUGUUGUCUUCUUCACCUCGGGCGCCGCAAACCGAGACCAGAACCCAAGGUGAUCUAGAUGUUACUCGAGGGAAUCAUCCAAGCCCGUCAGACGACAACGACGACGACGACGACGGCAAAGAACACCUCCGCGUCCUCUACGGCUUGAUGCUCCGCGUGCACACAUUCUGGCAGGGACUGCCGAGGUUGAAGGGCCCAGGGGCGCGGGCGUGGCAGGACGACGAGCCCGGCAGAGGCAUCCAGGACGCUCUGGAGCGGUGGCAGAGGGUGGUUGCCGAGGGAUGGGGCUUUGCUUUUGCUGGCUUGGAAUAG
This is a messenger RNA of Cladophialophora carrionii CBS 160.54, 5307 nucleotides long. RefSeq lists its product as uncharacterized. The record is from RefSeq and is a predicted model, not a curated record. The coding region runs from base 1 to 5307 and encodes 1768 amino acids. Lineage: Eukaryota; Fungi; Ascomycota; Eurotiomycetes; Chaetothyriales; Herpotrichiellaceae. The transcript has a single exon.